AAUAAAACAGCCCCCACACAACUGAACAGAAAAGAAGUUACAAUUUGCCUUAUCAUGUCUUCCGCCACUCUAUCGCUGCCAUUUCCUCUGCCCACAGCGACUUCGCCGACCUGUCAUCGUUCGCGCCAGUUAUCCACCAUAACCUCCGCGGCGGCGCGUCGUCCGCGGCAGAAAGCUACGGUUAAGACUGACAGCGAGCAAAGGCAGAGCAGCAGCAGCAGCAGCAGCUACAGCAACGCCGGUUUCGGGGCGAGCGAGAAGAAGGAAGCACGGUGGCGUUGCGUGGAGGGGUGUGGCGCUUGCUGUAAGCUUGAGAAGGGGCCUUCUUUCCCUUCCCCUGAAGAAAUUUUCACUGACCCUUCACAUGUUGAGCACUACAAGAGCUUAAUAGGUCCAGAUGGAUGGUGCAUACACUAUGAGAAGAUUACUAGGAAAUGCUCUAUAUAUUCUGAGCGCCCAUAUUUUUGUCGUGUAGAGCCAGAGAUAUUUGAUUCUUUGUAUGGAAUUAGCGAGAAGAAAUUCAACAAGGAGGCCUGCAGUUGCUGCAGGGAUACAAUUAAGGCUAUUUAUGGUCCCAAUUCAAAGGAGCUUCACAAUUUCAACAACUCAAUUUGGAGCACUCCUAGUUAGAUCUUUUGGCCCCCUAAAACUCCAUUGCUAAAGCAUUUCCACCAUAUCUAUCUUGACAAGGAUGAAUACUCCAUGCAAUGCUUUGUUUAGGCCUUUCAGGCAGUCACAACGGCUUCUCCCAUUUUGAAGUUCGGUUACCCUGUCGGUGUUAUACUAGCAAGCAGCAACAACCUUGUUUAAAAAUGGCGGGCGUAUUUGUUAGGGGUAAAAAUGGAGUGGAAAUUUUCCCGGAUGACCUCUGUAACUAUAUUCAUAGAGCUCAUCCACGAAGACUUCUACCUAUUCCUACACACUAUCCAUAGAUACCCUUAAUAUGAUUUUCAGGGAACUGCUUGCUUUGAUUAGUAUGAUUAUAGCAUCCUCUUACUGCACAGAAGCAGCAGUAGCAGAU
Messenger RNA from Arachis duranensis, 1021 nucleotides. RefSeq lists its product as uncharacterized. Lineage: Eukaryota; Viridiplantae; Streptophyta; Magnoliopsida; Fabales; Fabaceae. The transcript has 5 exons. The record is from RefSeq and is a predicted model, not a curated record. The coding region runs from base 55 to 630 and encodes 191 amino acids.